AUGGAACUAGCAGAAAUUGUGAUAAACUCUCAAGAACCAAUUGAAUCGAAUGUAUCGAACUCAGUGGCAUCGAAGGCAAUGAAAAAAUCCAGAUUGGGCGAAGCUUUCAGUAACAAAGACUUGGAAAAAUUCGCCCAAUACAUUUCCAUGGGAGAUGAUCCAUCGGAAAUGUAUGAUGAUUUCCGUUGUAUUUAUCAUGCUGUACUAAUGACACGAGGUUGUGCAGAAUACGCCAAGAAAUGCAUGGAAUGCCCUGUGGUGUACAAGAAGAAAUUGGCCAAGUGGUCUGUGUUGUAUGCGGCCAAGUCAUUCGAUCCCACAAUGCUGCGGCAUAAUGCCAUACCGAAUUAUGCCGAUGUUAACAAUGACACUCCCUUGUCGUGCGCAAUGAAAAACGUUUUAUUGGACAAUAAAUCCAAACGAAUGGUUCUGGAGAAACUUCUCGAAAAAGAUCCUGUUAAGAAUUCAGCCCUUCGUUACGAGUUGUUGAAUAAGUUCGAGGACCUGCAGUUCCCGGCUGCUGACAUGGAAAUGUCAUACGAACUGCCACCAUCGAAGUCGUGCUGCAUUCGCGAUGACGGCUGCGAGGACAAGACAAACGAGAAACUAUUCUUAGCUAUCAAAAACCACCACAAGAAGUGUUUCGAUAGUCUGCUGGCCCAAGGUGCCAAAUACAUUGGCAAAGGUUACUCCAAUAUGCAACCCUUGGAGUAUGCUCUAAUAUGCAUCAAUAGUUAUGCCCUGCGCAUACUUUUGGCAAAAGACGAGGUUCAGUUUGAGCCAUAUUACGAUGUAUUUACAAAUUUGGUGCAUUGCUUUGACAGAAGCCCCCACAUUAAAGUAACGGAUUUUGGCAAAUGUCUGGACGUGCUGUUGAAGUACAAAUGCCUAGAUAUUAAUGAAGUGGACAGCGAGGGACGUACCAUUGUGCAAUUAUCUUCACAUUUUUCGGACGAAUGUGUGCUGGAGAUUUUGAAAAGGGGUUGCUUGUUGGCCAUCAAAUCGGAUGAAGGUGAACUUGCCGUAAGCAAUAUCAGACCGAAUGUUCUAAAUGCAUUCUUUGAUAGUCUCAUAAUCAGGGAAAACGAUACGGAUUCUUGGAAGAUUACCAUGGACUAUUCCAACUUCCAGUAUGGUCCCAAACUGGAUGACAACGAGUACAUGUACAUGAACAACUUUGCCACACAAAUGGAAAUUGUCAAGGCCAUAGCAGAGACGGAGACAAGCAAACAAUUGUUGGAACACCCGCUCAUAACUAUAUUUCUGGAACUGAAAUGGAAGCAACUUAGUGGUCUCUUUUAUCUAAACUUCUGGCUGUAUAUGUACUUUGUCUGCGCCUGCGUACCCUAUAUCCUCUUCAAGUUGGGUAACUACGAAAAAUGGACCCAGAUCUUCUGUGGCCUCACCGCUUUGGGUGUCAGCUAUUUGGUGGCAAGAGAGUGCUUGCAGUUGAAAACCAACUUUCGGAAAUAUCUGCGUGAGCCAGUGAACUACAUGGAAUGGUUGAUGAUAGCCUUGGUCAUAGGGCUGUGUGUUAGGAGCAACUUUGAAAGGUACACCCUGAAUUUUAUAUGCUCCCUCACCAUAUUGUUGCUCACCGUGGAACUCUUUCAAUUGUUGGGCUCCUUGCCCUUCAUGUCAUUGUCCCUGCGCAUGCACAUGUUCCAGAUGGUAUUGAAGAGCUUCCUCAAGAAUUUCCUCUUCUACUCGAUUUUUGUGGCGGCCUUCAGUUUGUGUUUCUACAUCAUGAUUGGCCGAAGUGGCGAAGCUGGCGAUGAUUUGAAUGGAUUCACCAAUCCCCCAAAGGCUUUUCUCAAAUCCAUAGUCAUGAUGAUUGGCGAACUGGAUGCAGGGGAUCUAAGGUUAAAUGACUCCUUUACAACUGCAUUAUUUCUGGGCUUUGUUUUUGUGGUCACCAUAGUUCUGUUCAAUUUGAUCAAUGGUUCUGCCAUUCAUGAUAUUUUGGAAAUUGAGAAAGAUGCCAAAAUAAAUGAAACACAGCAGCGUGUAAAAUUACUCUCCGACAACUACGACAAUUUCAGUACUAUGAAAAUAGGUUCCUUUAAACACUUUCAGUCUCCACAAUCCGAUGUUGAUGAUGUCAAUGUGAAAAAGCUAACACCCAAAGUUUUACGCCGCAUUUCAAUAUAUGCCAAUAAAGACAAAAAAUUUGUGGCAGAGCCCGAGUGGUGCAUGCAUACCAAUGAGGGGAAGACAAUCUAUUUCCGCAGCAAAAAAGAAAGCGAAAAUAUAUUCCUCGAUCAACAUACGAUUGAGGAUAUAAUGCAAAGAGUUAGUGAUCCCCACAAAACCGAGGACGAUGUCAAGCAAAUGCGUAAAGAAUUGAAAAUGGUUAGAGAAAAACUGAAAGAAAUUGGAGAAGCUUUGAAAGCCAAGGCCUAAGAUCAUAAAAAUAUCAAAGACUGCAGAAGAAUAGAUGUUCAAAAUUGAAUAGAAAAAUGUUUUAGAGUGAAUACAUAAUUGACGCCAAAA
This is a messenger RNA of Stomoxys calcitrans (stable fly), 2493 nucleotides long. Its product is annotated as transient receptor potential cation channel protein painless. Lineage: Eukaryota; Metazoa; Arthropoda; Insecta; Diptera; Muscidae. The coding region runs from base 1 to 2403 and encodes 800 amino acids. The transcript is spliced from 2 exons. The record is from RefSeq and is a predicted model, not a curated record.